Molecule: messenger RNA, 675 nt
Organism: Botrytis byssoidea
Lineage: Eukaryota; Fungi; Ascomycota; Leotiomycetes; Helotiales; Sclerotiniaceae
Exons: 4
Coding region: 1-675 (224 amino acids)
Biological process (GO): mycotoxin biosynthetic process
Source: RefSeq, a predicted model, not a curated record
AUGGAUAUCAUGACAGGAAACUCAUCAUUGAAGUCUGUGAGAUGGUUGCGAACUACCAGAUCCUACACGCCAUUACUCAUACAGAAGAGUUUUUGUCUUUUCUUGACCACUUUGUUGCUUUUUACCACACUUGGAUUUUGUACUGGAGCAUAUUGGCAGUCACUCAAGUCCAACACUCCUUUUGGCCAAGUUGCCAAGGAAUUCGAACUGCACGAAAUAUUUACCGAGGCGCCAUCGUUCGAGACCAAUGCUGCGUGGGGCGAAUUGAUCCCUCGGGGGAGGGGAUUUGUCGUAGUGGACUCAACCGACACCCCGGUUCCCUAUGUCGGAAUUGAAGCGAAUUUAGCGCAGGUGAGAGCGGUUGCGGUUUACCACCAAAUUCAUUGUUUGAAUGAACUGCGCCUUGGGUACUACGCCAAUCAGACUUUAUCCGUUGAUCGGAAUGCAACGAUUCGCCAACAUUACCAUUCGGAGAAUCAUAUGAAGCAUUGUUUUGAUUACCUGCGGCAAUCGUUGUUGUGUGCAUCUGAUACCACAUUGGAAACGCUGCAAGUAAAGAAUGAAGGCAAUAAGCCCGCGGUAGAUGGUUGGGGUAUAACACAUUUGUGCCGGGAUUAUGAUAAGGUCUCAGACUGGACAUUACGUCAUAGGGCUAGUGAUAUUGGCGGAGUAUAG